This is a messenger RNA of Salvelinus fontinalis (brook trout), 1258 nucleotides long. RefSeq names its product SHOC2 leucine rich repeat scaffold protein (gene shoc2). The record is from RefSeq and is a predicted model, not a curated record. The coding region runs from base 845 to 1129 and encodes 94 amino acids. The transcript has 2 exons. Lineage: Eukaryota; Metazoa; Chordata; Actinopteri; Salmoniformes; Salmonidae.
GUAGGCUUCUUAAAUGUCCCUUUUGUCAUCCGCAUAGCUUGGUUGAUGACGCAGUACUGCCUUUCCGUAGGCUGAGAACCGCACUCUUUUGUUCAAGCUUCGUUCGGAAUGGCCGCUGUUUUGAGAAUGUUUUAUUUUUUCCUCAUUUCACUACGAGAGCGAGAAAAGGGCGCUGCGAAAAUGCUUGACGAGAAAACGGCCUUGAAUGACCAAGUGUCAAUCUGUAAACUAACGAGUUUAACAUAAUAGUAGUUAUUAUUUGGGUGUCACUACAGUUGAAGAAGGUAGCUACAGGGUUGAGCAGCGCGAUAGUGAGGUUGCGUGCUUGCUUAUUUCCCCGUGAUAGGCUCACGAUUUUCGGGAUGGUGUUCCAAGUCUGACAGCUGCUUUGGUGGGGCCUACGGGAACCGCACAUUCAGAACGCUCGGCAUUCAAAAAGCCCAAAGGAUGAGAACCUCUGACCUUUCUAGUCUGAACUGGCUUCAAACCGACCUGAGGGGAAUCGUCUACAGUUCAAACAACUAGGUGGCCCAUGGCUGCCACCACCACUCCUGUCAAGUCACAGCUUCAAAGGAUUUACUCCCCUAUGGCGUUCUGAGAAACGAAAAAGAGAAAAGGAACCGCUUGGAUCACAGGGAUUUAUUUGUGAAGUAAAUGUAUAGGCCUACACAGGUAUGUAUCAGCUGGUGUGUUUAUAAAGGUCGUCUCCUAAUCUUAUCCCUCUCCACGCCUACUUGUCGGUUGACUGCUUUUUUGAGGGAAAACUCCAAACGAACCAAGGAGAGUGAUAGUUGGGGUGUUGCGGUCCCAUGAGAGACUCCGCAGGGGGACCGACAAUCACGCCAUGAGUAGUACUUUAGGUAACAAAGACAAAGACUGGAAAGAGAAGGACCUGAAAGGAGGUCCGACAGGAGGGAAAGAAAGGGAAAAAGAGGCCAAGGCGGCCCUGGCUGGCUUAGGCGGCAAAGACUGCGGCAAGGAUCCCAAGGCCAAAGGGAAAGAUGCCAAAGAAGGAAAGAAGGAUGCAGGUUCCGCGUCGCCCGCCGUCGCCUUCUCCGUGGACAACACGAUAAAGAGGCCCAACCCGGCUCCGGGGACGCGCAAGAAGUCCAGCAACGCCGAGGUAUGAUGAGAUGAAGAUACUUUAUUAUAAAACACACAGCCUAACGUAUCAUAACGUACACAUUAUUUGUGGUUGAAAAUAUAUUUUUUAUCGAAACGCAUAUUAAUAAGACACAUUUUGUGUUCCUAUGUGGUA